AGGCAUUGCCGCGGAAGGCUCGAGCGUCAACGUGUGAACGCGCGCUUGCCUGUCCUCGCGUCGCGCGUUGCACUUUAACUUUUCCGCGUCAUCAUAACUACAAACCCUCACAACACAUUUACACCACAGCAUCAUGUCCGACUUCUUCAACCUUAAAGCACGGCAAGCUGCGGCCGCCUCUGCGCAAGCAAGCUCAUCAAAGGGUCCCGCGAAACAAGAGCCGGACCGGCUACAGCCAUGGGUUGAGAAAUAUCGUCCGAAAACUCUCUCCGAGGUCACAGCGCAAGAUAACACUAUACAAAUCCUCUCCCGUACGCUUCAAUCCACGAAUCUCCCGCACAUGCUUUUCUACGGCCCUCCAGGAACUGGCAAAACAUCAACGAUCCUAGCUCUCGCAAAGCAGCUGUAUGGUCCCGAGCUCGUGAAAACCCGCGUGCUCGAACUCAACGCCUCUGACGAACGAGGUAUAUCUAUCGUACGAGCCAAAGUCAAAGAUUUCGCCCGCCAACAGCUCUCAUCUGCCCCCACACACAAAAUCUCAGUAGAAGACCCAGAUGUAGAGGGAGGCGUAAAGCGGGUCAGCUACCGCGAUCACUAUCCAUGCCCGCCUUUCAAGAUCAUCGUGCUUGAUGAAGCAGAUAGCAUGACACAAGAUGCGCAGUCCGCGCUACGCCGCACAAUGGAGACGUACUCGAAGAUGACGCGAUUCUGUUUGGUGUGCAAUUACGUGACACGGAUUAUCGAUCCCCUUGCGAGUAGAUGCAGUAAAUUCAGAUUCAAGAGCUUGGAUCAAGGGAACGCGGUGAAGAGGGUAGAAGACAUUGCCCGCUUAGAAGGCGUGAGUAUGGACAAGGGCGUUAGUGAGGAGCUUGUGAGAGUCGCAGAGGGCGACUUGAGAAAAGCGAUCACGUUCCUGCAAUCUGCAGCUCGGCUUGUCGGAGCGGGCAAGAGCCGAAAACGUAAGAUUGUCGAAGACGACGAAGACGAGAUGGAUGUGGAUUCUCCCUCAACCUCGGGCACAACAGUGACAUCGACGCAAAUCGCCGAGAUUGCUGGCGUGAUACCGACACCUACUCUCGACACACUCACAUCUGCUAUCUACCCGUCCACUACCAAAUCUAUACAGUAUAACAAGAUCGCGAAAGUCGUGGAGGAUAUGGUAGCCGAGGGCUGGAGUUCAGCGCAAACAAUCAGCCAGCUGUAUGAACAUGUCAUGUUUGACGAACGUGUCGGCGAUUUGCAGAAGAUGAAGAUAACAGGGCUGUUUAGUGAGACGGACAAGAGGCUGGUGGAUGGUGGUGACGAGCACUUGGCGGUGUUGGAUUUGGGAUUGCGCAUCAGUGGGGUACUUUGUCAGGGGUAG
Molecule: messenger RNA, 1363 nt
Organism: Periconia digitata
Lineage: Eukaryota; Fungi; Ascomycota; Dothideomycetes; Pleosporales; Periconiaceae
Source: the annotation of a GenBank genome assembly